This is a messenger RNA of Cucumis sativus (cucumber), 1397 nucleotides long. RefSeq names its product NAD-dependent malic enzyme 2, mitochondrial-like. Gene Ontology annotation, biological process: pyruvate metabolic process; malate metabolic process. The transcript has 12 exons. Gene Ontology annotation, molecular function: NAD binding; malate dehydrogenase (decarboxylating) (NAD+) activity. Gene Ontology annotation, cellular component: mitochondrion. Lineage: Eukaryota; Viridiplantae; Streptophyta; Magnoliopsida; Cucurbitales; Cucurbitaceae. Bases 587 to 1138 code for a protein of 183 amino acids. The record is from RefSeq and is a predicted model, not a curated record.
UGUUAGAUGAGAUAAAGCUUACAGAGUUUAGAUUUUGGGCUGCCGGGUGCGAUAAGUAAUAAUGAGUUACAGGCUACAUUAAGAUAUAUCAAGGUUGGAGACCAAAGUUGAGAGGCUAAAGUCGGUAGUACAAGUUAAAGAUAGGGAGAUUGCAACAGUUACACGAAUAGAAGCCAAAGGUAAGGCUGCUUUUAAAGCUCAAAUUGACAAGCUACAGUAGGAAAAUGUUGAACUCCAGAGAAGGGUUAUUGGCAAUCAGCAAGUAAGAACUCAACAAAUACAUGAGAUGAAGAAGAAAGAAAAGGAGUACAUCAAAUUGCAGGUGAGAACCUACAGGGUAUAGGAAUACCUACAGGAAAGCUGGAUAUGUAUGUUGCUGCUGCUGGCAUAAACCCUCAAAGAUGAAAGAGGCACUAUCAGCAUUGACAUGUACAUGUGAUUUUAGGCAUGAACCAGGAGAGUGAGAGUUUUAGUGUGCCGUGUUUAGAAUUUGCCGAUAUCUUUUUCCCGUUCCAGCAAGUAUUCCUGAUUGUGGGGAUUCUUCCAGUAAUGCUAGAUAUUGGUACUAACAACGAGAAGUUACUUAAUGAUUCUCUUUGAUUUAUUGGAGUUGAGGAGUCCCACAAUCUUUAUGUUCUGUUUGUUUUUCCAUCACUUUUUCAAGGCUGUUCAAUUGGAGUUCCAUCUUCAGGUUGACGUGAUUGUCUUGACAGAUGGAAGUCGUAUUCUUGGCCUCGGUGACCUUGGAGUUCAGGGAAUAGGAAUACCUAGAUUGGAGGGAGAAGAGUAUCUAUCUAUUGUUGAUGAAUUUAUGGAAGUCGUGGAUACAUGUUGGCCUAAAGCUAUUGUUCAGUUUGAGGACUUUCAAAUGAAAUGGGCUUUUGAAACAUUACAACGUUAUCGUAAGAGGUUCUGCAUGUUCAACGAUGACAUACAAGGAACUGCUGGUGUUGCUCUCGCUGGACUAUUGGGAAAUGUGAGAGCUCAAGGGCAGCCAUUGAGUGAUUUUGUUAACCAAAAGAUAGUAGUGGUAGGGGCUGGAAGUGUUGGGCUCGGUGUUCUUAACAUGGCUAUUCAGGCUGUUUUGAGAAUGGUAGGGAACAACGAUUCUACUGCAAGAAAUCGAUUUUUUUUCUAAUAGACAAAGAUGAACAAGGAUGAAUAAUCAAUGAAAAAGGAAUGAAGAGGUUUAUCCAUGCAAGCUUCAAACCAAAGCCAAGGAUGUCGAUCCUUCCAGGGGAGUCCAAAGUUCUCCCUUAUUUUUCUCCCUUUAUUUUGAUUUUCAAAAGUUUGCAAUUUUUUAAGUGGGGGUGGGCAAUUGCUUGCAUGUUUAGUCUAAACUUGGAGGUUCAAAUUUUGCCCAAAUUUCAAAAUUUCUAAAAAAAAUUUCCUUACAA